Messenger RNA from Dentiscutata erythropus, 234 nucleotides. Lineage: Eukaryota; Fungi; Glomeromycota; Glomeromycetes; Diversisporales; Gigasporaceae. The record is from the annotation of a GenBank genome assembly.
AUGGGCCUUGAGGGUGGUGCUUCUAGAUUGGUUGAGGAAUUGUUAAAUAGGGCAAAUGUUUCACUCAUUGGUUGGGGCCGCCCGUACCCUGCCACAAAUGAGCUUUUGGCAGCUUUUCUUGCUUGGUUGAACUUAUCAAAAAGGGUUUCAGAGAUACCAACCUGUUUGGCGGCAAUAGCUAGGGAACACAAGGUUAGAGGCUUGGUAGACCCAACAAAGAACAGUCAGAUCUGA